This is a messenger RNA of Periophthalmus magnuspinnatus, 1035 nucleotides long. It is a transcript of the gene isca1, whose product is annotated as iron-sulfur cluster assembly 1. Bases 20 to 409 code for a protein of 129 amino acids. Gene Ontology annotation, molecular function: 2 iron, 2 sulfur cluster binding. Gene Ontology annotation, biological process: iron-sulfur cluster assembly. Gene Ontology annotation, cellular component: mitochondrion; cytoplasm. The record is from RefSeq and is a predicted model, not a curated record. Lineage: Eukaryota; Metazoa; Chordata; Actinopteri; Gobiiformes; Gobiidae. The transcript has 4 exons.
UUAUGGUUUAGGAAUCAACAUGUCUGCGUCCGUGGUGAGAGCGACCGUCCGAGCGGUCAGCAAAAGAAAGAUCCUGCCGACGAGAGCUGCUCUGACCCUGACCCCUGCCGCUGUGAACCAGAUCAGGUUGUUGUUGCAGCACAAACCGGAAUAUAUUGGUUUAAAAGUGGGAGUGAGAACACGUGGUUGUAACGGUCUCACCUACACUCUUGAAUACACCAAGGACAAGGAGAAAUCUGAUGAGGAGGUGAUCCAGGAUGGUGUUUGUGUUUUUAUAGAAAAGAAGGCUCAGCUGACACUUCUGGGAACUGAGAUGGAUUUUGUGGAGUCUAAGCUCUCUAGUGAAUUUGUCUUCAACAAUCCAAACAUUAAGGGCACUUGUGGCUGUGGAGAGAGCUUUAACAUAUGAUCAUAGUCAAUAUUCCCUGCCCGAGCACUUUCCUUCCACGCUUGUCACAUUUAAAGACUUCUGACCGCUGUAAGGAAAUUUGUAAGACUUGGAUGUGCCUACGUUUUUGCUACAGUUUGUUUCAGAUGCAGCCAUGAAUCUUUUUUUAACCACUCAGAUGCGAAUUUUUUUCAUUCCGGGACAUGCAGAAUCUUCAUUGGACCACUGCUGUCUCAUGCUGUCCUGGGUGAUUAUAUUUUAUACAUUUAUACCUAUAUAAAUUAUACAGACAUAUUAAAAACGGUGUCACAGAGGAUUCAAUAGAUGAUCCCUAAAACUCGUGAGAAAUCACCAAACCUUGUACCUACAGUAUGCAGACAUGGCUUUCUUAGAAAUGCUUUACCCGUGUGUAUAGACUAGAAAUCGUGUUUAUUUAUCAAUUUAUGUAAAUAUUUAAUGUUGAACCACAAAUUAAACGCUCAAAAAACACGCACAAAAACGUGAAUGCCUCUUACAGAAAACAGGUUUUUCUUGCUUUUCUCAACAUUGCAAUCGUAUAGUAUUUACUGUGUACUGGAGUUCACUAACUGUGCAAUAUGCCUGUAUACAUAUGAACGAGCCUACUAAUAAAGAACAAUGUUGAGUUA